GUGCGCAUGCGCAGAACCACAAAGUAGCAUUUUCUGGCAGGUAGCAGAAAUUGGCAGAACACCGGCGCAUGUGAGACUGAUAACGGCUUUCAAAACAGGUCUUGAGAAAUCACCCGGGUCACGGGACCGAGUACCUCGUCCGUUAUUAUAUACACAUUAUUCCUCCACUGUUUAAAUGUUAUUUGUUUAUUUGUAUUUGUAGUUUGUUUUGUCUCGCUCGCACCGCCCCUACGGUCAGCUGACCGGGACGGGCAGGUCACGUGACGCCCUCAAAAACGUGGACAGGAGAUGUGUUUAGUUCUUGUCCUUCUUCCAGCAAACCAUGCCGCGGCGUGUGACCGCCGUCGGUCCUGUUGUAUUGUUGCUGGGGUUGGGAGGGUUGUGGGGACUCAGUGCGGGGACGAGGCUGAGUUUGGACGGUAAAUGGAGGCUGACAAACAGCAACAGGUCCGUGUCGCUUCCUGCGCGCGUCCCCGGCUGCGUGCACUCAGCUCUGCAGCAGCAGCACCUGAUCCAGGACCCAUAUUUCAGGUUUAAUGAUGUGUUAUAUCGGUGGGUUGCGCUUGACAACUGGACAUACACGACCACGUUUACCGUGCCGGCCCAGCUGAAGGUCAGACAGAAGGUUCUUCUCGUCUUUGACGGCUUGGACACCAUUGCAUCCAUUUCACUAAAUGGAGUCACAGUCGGAAAGACGGACAACAUGUUUCGUAGAUAUGACUUCUCGGUCAGGGAGCUGCUGACGGAUGGCGAUAACGUGCUGGAAGUUAGUUUUCUGUCUCCAGUUCUUUACGCCUCCGAGCGCAGGAACGCACACUCGUUCUACAGAGUCCCUCCCGAGUGUCCUCCAGACGUCCAGAAGGGUGAAUGUCAUGUCAACUUCAUUAGAAAAGAGCAGAGCUCUUUCAGCUGGGACUGGGGGCCUUCCUUCCCCACCAUGGGCAUCUGGAAGGGAGUAAAACUGGAGGCGUUUGAUCAGCUGCAGCUUUUCCAGCUUUCUGCUCUUCCUCUGUAUAACGACAGCUGCUCCCAGUGGAGGCUGCAGGUGGAGCUUCUUGUUCAUGCGGUUCAGACAGCAGACGUCCACGUCAGCCUCUCUGUGCCCGAGCUGGAGUCGGAGCAAACCUCCCAGAUACAGUUUCUCCAGGGAAAGACCAGGAUGAAGUUCACACUGCACAUUAACACGGGCAGCCAGGUGAAGCUUUGGUGGCCCAGCGGAUACGGUGAUCAGGACUUUUACCAUCUCUCUGUCAAAGGCUUUGUGGAUGGGGUUUUGAACCUGAACAUGCAAUCAAAGGUGUUUUUUCGGACCGUGGAACUCGUCCAGGAGCCCGUUCUUGGAUCUCCUGGCUUGAGCUUCUAUUUUCGCAUCAAUGGGAUGCCAGUUUUCCUCAAAGGCUCCAACUGGAUCCCGGCUCACUCUUUCCAGGAUCAAGUCACCCCAGCUGUCUUGAGGAACCUGCUGCAGUCAGCGGCAGACGCUAACAUGAAUGCGCUGAGAGUCUGGGGCGGAGGAGUGUACGAGCAGGAUCUGUUCUACGACACCUGUGAUGAUCUGGGGAUCAUGGUUUGGCAGGACUUCAUGUUUGCUUGUGCCAUGUACCCCACGGAGGACGACUUCAUCCAGACCGUAAGAGAAGAGGUCGCCCAACAGGUCCAGCGGCUGAAGUCCCACCCCUCCAUUGUAAUCUGGAGUGGGAAUAAUGAAAAUGAAGCUGCUCUUGCAACCGACUGGUUCAACAUCUCCGCUUCCCAGAGGCCGACGUACGAAAGAGAUUAUGUGAAGCUGUACGUUAACAACAUCAGGACCAUCGUGCAGGAGGAGGACCCAAGUCGUCCGUUUCUCGUCUCCAGCCCAACAAACGGUGCAGAAUCGGAGCAGGAGGGAUGGGUAGCGAAAAAUCCCUACGACCCUCACUAUGGAGACGUCCAUUUCUACAGCUACACCCUGGACUGCUGGGACUGGAGGACGUUCCCGCGGACACGGUUCGCUUCUGAAUACGGCUUCCAGUCCUGGCCUUCCUUAUCCACUCUGCAGCCGGUUUCCGUUCAGGAGGACUGGAGCUACGACAGUCGGUUGGCGGCGCACCGUCAACACCAUGAGAGUGGAAACCAGCAGAUGUUGCUGCAGGCGGCUCUUCACUUCAAACUCCCAAACUCAACAGAUGCUCUGAGGAGGUUCACAGAUACGCUCUACAUCACUCAGGUCAUGCAGGCUCAGUGUGUGAAGACGCAGACGGAGUUUUACCGGCGGAGUCGGAGUGAGAUCAUUGCGGGCCAAGGCUUCACCAUGGGAGCUCUGUACUGGCAGCUCAACGACGUCUGGCAGGCGCCGUCCUGGUCAUCCAUAGAGUUUGGCGGGAAGUGGAAAAUGCUUCAUUAUUUUGCCCGGAGCUUCUUCGCUGCCGUCCUCCCUGUGGGGUUUGAAGAUGACGACACCCUCUUCAUCUACGCCGUCUCGGACCUGAGUCAGGACCUGAAGCUUAGAGCUGUGGUGACCGUCCACUCUUGGUCUGACCUGGACUCGGUCUGCACACUGACCUCUGACCUGCUCCUGGUGCCCGGGGGCAGCGCUGUGCCCAUUUUCAAGCACUCCAUCGCCGCCCUGCUGGCGGGGUGUGGAGGCUGCACGCGCCUCACCUGCCUGCUCACGUUCCACCUGCAGGACGGCAGCGGGGGCCGGCAGGGCUCCUCCGGCCACCACUUCCUCUGCUCACCCAAAGAUGCCCAGGGGCUGCAGAGACCCAACAUCACCGCGAAGGUGGGUGAGGAUGAGGGCGGCUUCACGGUGACCCUCCGCUCCGACGCCGUGGCUGCCUUCGUCUGGCUCGACGUGGGAGACGUUCCCGGACGGUUCAGCUCAAACGGCUUCAUGAUGGUUUCAAGGAACCAAACCGUGACUUUUGACCCGUGGCGCCCCACCAGCGUGGCAGAACUGUCCCGGUCCCUCACCGUCACCUCUUUGAGGGACGUAUACUGACCUGCAACCGCCUGAACUGCACUGGUUGGAUCUUUGA
Cololabis saira (Pacific saury) is the source of this 3017-nucleotide messenger RNA. RefSeq names its product mannosidase, beta A, lysosomal (gene manba). NCBI's taxonomy places the organism in Eukaryota, Metazoa, Chordata, Actinopteri, Beloniformes, Belonidae. The record is from RefSeq and is a predicted model, not a curated record. The coding region runs from base 323 to 2980 and encodes 885 amino acids. Gene Ontology annotation, biological process: carbohydrate metabolic process; glycoprotein catabolic process. Gene Ontology annotation, molecular function: beta-mannosidase activity. The transcript is spliced from 17 exons.